GAUCGUACACACAUUUUCCCUACUUUUUCUUGUCUUUUAACCCUGCCUUCUGCUCUGUCAAAUUUCAGACUGCUCUGCUCUCACAUGACUAACUUGUUGGUCGCUGCAACCACGCACACAAUACAUUGCAAAAUAAAGGCAAUGCCAUUCUUCUUCUUUUUCCCAUCUCUCUCUCUGUUGCACUCCAUUUUCAGCACUUCCCAUUUACCUUUAAGAAAUAACUUUUCUUUUUCUUGUUAUCUGCUCUAAAAAAAUCCAUAUCUUCAAGAAAGAUUCAAACUUUGUGCGUUUUUCUAUUCUGGCUCUCCCAACAAUGGAAGCUUUUAGCUUGCUUAAGUAUUGGAGAGGGGGCGGAGGUGGUAACAAUGCUUGUGUGUCUGCACGUUCUGUCGCUGGAACUGCCGGAGGGGGCAGUACAACUACGAUCGUGACUACCCAUCAGGUGGUGGAUACGGAUGAUGAAGAAGAUGAUGAUGGACCUUUCUUUGACCUGGAGUUUGCUGUUCCUGAUGAGGAUGAAACAGAGGAAAUCGAAGAUAUCGAGAAAGUAGGUGGUGAUGUUGAAGACGAAGAAAGUGAGGAUCAAAAUGACGGCGUUGAUGCAAAAUCUGAGGAUGGUUGCUCCGAUGGUGAUCGAGAGUUCAAUUUCACGCUCUCCUCUGGCUCAAGCGGUGACCCUUCUGAUCCGAACCUGAUUUUAUCUCCUUCCGAUGAUCUGUUUUUUAAAGGAAGGCUAGUACCCAUUGAGUCAAACUCUUCUUUGGAAUCGAAACCUCCUCAAUUUCCAGUCUCAUUGUUGAAAUCAGCCACCAAGUUUCGAGUUUUCUUGUUAAGAUUCAAGAAAUCAAAGCUCAACUCAACUGAAAAGAAUGAGUCGGCUUCUGCUAAUGAGCCUGGUUCAGUCCCCACCACGAGUUCACCAAAAAAGCAAGAAGCAACUCAAGAAGAAGACAAUAAUAACAAGAACAAGCUUUUUACAGUGAAAUUUAAGGUUGAGGAGGUCCCUAUAAUGUCUCUGUUUUCCAGAGACAACUGCAAGUCGCAGAAACAACAGAGCUCCGACGAGACUGUUUCUGACGAAAAGAAAUUCUCCAAAGAUGUAAUGCAAAAAUACUUGAAGAAAGUUAAGCCGCUUUAUGUUCGGGUUUCAAGAAGGUACGGUGAGAAGCUUAAGUUUUCAGGGCAGUUGAGAUUAGGUUCUUUGAAACCCGCUACGCCACCGUCUACGGCUGCUCAGAAACCGGUAACGACGGCGGAAAAAGGACAGACGGAGGUGGAGGUUGGGAAGAACACCAAGCAGGUGAACAUUCCUGCAGGUCUUAGAGUGGUUUGCAAGCAUUUGGGAAAGAGCCGAUCAGCCUCCGCCGUGGCGGCUAUUCCCCCAGCACCUGCUGUGUCUAAGAGGAGAGACGAUUCUCUAUUGCAACAAGAAGAUGGAAUCCAAGGCGCCAUCCUACAUUGCAAGAGAUCUUUUAACGGCUGUCAAGAUUCUUCAGAGUCUUCCAUUCUGCCAAGGUCUGUAAGUGACCCAUCCCAUGAGAAAUCAAGUAAUUUGUCAAGAAACACAUCACUAGAUGAAGCUAAAGCAUGAAAAACAAAACGUCCACCGUUAAUGAAUCAAUGAUGCAUUGAUUAUCUCUGUAAAUAAUUUUGUUUACUUGUUCACUAGGUCUACUACCCCUACUGUAUGUAAAAGGCUCCUCUUUCUGUAAAGUGAAAGAAGAAUCAGAUCUUUGUAUUGUUA
Hibiscus syriacus is the source of this 1744-nucleotide messenger RNA. RefSeq names its product probable membrane-associated kinase regulator 2. The transcript is spliced from 2 exons. Gene Ontology annotation, cellular component: plasma membrane. The record is from RefSeq and is a predicted model, not a curated record. The coding region runs from base 314 to 1591 and encodes 425 amino acids. Lineage: Eukaryota; Viridiplantae; Streptophyta; Magnoliopsida; Malvales; Malvaceae.